Molecule: messenger RNA, 26406 nt
Organism: Lymnaea stagnalis (great pond snail)
Lineage: Eukaryota; Metazoa; Mollusca; Gastropoda; Lymnaeidae
Source: the annotation of a GenBank genome assembly
CACGAGAUUUACAGCAUUGGAAGCCAUUUUGUUCUCUGCGUUUUGUUCCCGCCUAUGUUUACUUGUUUAAGGGAAUAAAAUACCUCUAAGGAAAAUCUAAUACGUUACAAAUGUUGUAAAGAAUAUAUUUUCACAGUCCUUCGUAAUCUUUGUCCAACAUUUCUGCCGUACUCAUUACACAAUAAGUAAGAGGUUUUCAACUGCUUGUUUAUUUUGUCUCGGACUACUCUAUUUCCACUUUAGUCGCAUAAAAUGUUUUCAUAAGUUACUUUUCACUGAUUCAGUAAUGGCAGUGUUCAGUAAUGCGUUAAGGAGGACUUGUUUGAAAGCAAUUAAAGCGUUAGGUCAAAACACUGAAAAAUAACUGUUUUGAUGACCUGUGCCUUAUUAUUUCAAAAAGAAUUUACAAAAUUUCGCUUUGUAACACUUAAUGUUUAGUUUUGAUUCAAGACCAACCCAAAUGACCUGAGGGUCCAGACUAUUCCAUUCAUUGGGAUAUCCUUAUUUAUUACAAUUACUUAGUUUAUUAUUCAUUAGAACUAAUAGGGUGAAACACUGAACACUAAUAUAUUGAUUGAUAGGCCUUAAGCUUAUUCUGAAUUCAGUCUGUGGCUUUUUUUUUUUUACUUCUGAUAUUAUUAUUAGUUAAGUGGUUGCUGGAAAUCAAACAUAAUUUUGAAAUAAUCAAUAAUGCCUACACUAAAAAUAUAUUUUUCAUGAUAUUUUUGCAAGGUCUAGGUAGAAUAUUUACUAUGCAUACUGCAUACAUACUAUAAAGUAAAGGCCUAACCGUUAGGCUUAUGGCCUAAGUCUGAGUGUUGGGGGUUUAAUCAUAAAUUAUUAAAUAAGACUAAGACCUAUAGGCUAUAGGACUAAGAAGUAGGCCUAAAUAUUUAAUUAAUAGCAUGGCUUAAGUCUUUAUUUAGGUUAUAAUUAGGCUAUUUAGGUCUUUUUAGAGUCUGACUGUAGACAACCUGCACAACAAAAUAAAUCAUGAUAAAUAGCCUAAUUUGAAGGCUAAUUAAGAACAAAGUGAAAGCAACAUGAUGGGGCUAGUUGAGUCCUAUAAAUAAUUGCUGCUAGUCAUAGCUCACUUUGUUAUUGUGGCAGUGGGCAUGUGCACAAUAUUUAACACUUCCUGUUUCCAGCCUCUUGCCGAAAACGUGCCAUUGUCAUUAGAUUAUAACUAAACGUAUAAAAAUAUCUGAUAAAUGUCUAUAACUGCUAAGUAUCGGUACUGGUAUUAAAAAAAAAAACGAAGCAGAGACUGGGCAUUAUGUUCUUUAGCUCAUAGGAAUACCACUAAUUAAAUAACAAAGCAGUAGCCUAACAAGACAGCCUUUGGUCUGGUAUUACUUUGACUCAAUGUUUGUUCAGUAUCCUUGUUGCACUUAUGCAGAAAUAAAGUUAAGCUAAGGGAUGCUUUUAAAAUCAUUUAUUUUUUUGCCUGCCAUUUAAUACUGUUUGGGAGAGAUCAUUUUGAGUAUUUAUUCUUAGGCUUAGCCUAAAAAAAGAGAGUGCCUACAAAGUAUAACAUCGCAUACCGGUAUGCCAAUCAAUUUUAAAUGAAAUAAAUGCCGAUAGCCUACAAUAGCUUAGUAUUUUCUUAUAUUAACUAUAACAUUUUUUAUUUAAAAAAAAUUAGUCCAAAAUUUGAAAUAUAAAAAAAAAAAAUUGCCUGAAUAAUGAAACACCCCAUUAAAAACAUACUUAAGCAACAAGAACAUUUUUAAAAUUUGGAUGUGCAUAUUGUAGAAGGGGCAUGGGAAAAGUAUUGCACAUCCUGUUCUUUGAAGACAUGUAUAUUACUUGUCUUAGGCAGGCCUAAUAUUGCUUGUUUGCCUACUUAAUUGAGAAUUUGAAAUGCAUGACCAAAAAAAAAACUGAUCUGAAAAAUUGUUUAUCUCUUAACUUAAGCUUUUAAUUUUUGUUAUUUUCAGAAAAAAAUGUUUUGGAAAUUUAAUCUGUUGACAUCCUCACACAUUGAUACUCUUUUAGAUAAAGAGGUAGGGUUUAUUAAUUUGUCUAAAAUUAUGAAAAAUAUGAACAUCAUGCAAUAGGUUAGCUAAUGUUAUAAAAAAGUAAUUAUGCUUAAGGCUUUUUAUUUUGUAAUACCCAAUAAUAAACCUUUGUAAUGAUCAAAUAAGAAAAAUAAAAUCUAUAAAUGAUUUUAAAAAUGAAACUAUCUUGCUUAUGUUAACUUUCAAUAUAAAUAUGAACAAUACAUUAUAGGACUUAAUUCCUCUUCCCAUUAAAAUUUUUUUUGAGUUAAUUGUUUAUGAAAUUUAGGAAGAAAGAAAAAGUGUAAAUGUAAUUUGAUUAACAGAAUAAUACAUGUAUGUAUUUUUUAAAGGUCAUUUCAAACAAUCAAGUCUUAUUAAAAUGAACUCUUUUUAGGAUGUAUCACUAAGAGAGCUUAUGGAUGAAGAUGACAUCCUUCAGGAAUGUAAAGCUCAAAAUAGAAAGCUGGUUGAUUUGUGAGCAUUUGAUAUUAAAUAUUAAUGAUAAUUUAUGUAAUAUAUUAGGUUUCUUUAACGCAUGUACUUUUAACUUAUCAAAUUAGACUAUUAAAGUGAAAAUGGUUAAGUUUUUGCUACUUUUCAUUGUAGGAUUUGUUUUCUACUUAAAAAUAUAUUAAAAUAAUAUUUAGUUAAUUGUGACUUAUUUAUAUUAUUUUAUUUUUAGCUUGAUCCAACCAGAAAAUAUGGAAGAAAUGGUUAAACUCAUCACUGUGGAGCCUCCCCUUGAUGUAGAUGAAAAAGUCAGAUUCAAGUAUGAUUAUAAUUCUGAUAAGUUAAAAAAUAACUGAAUGGUGCUCAACACUUUUAAAAGAUUUUUCAAAUAAUAAAUAUUUUCAGCAUGUGUAAAUAUGGGUAAAAGAAGCAUUACAUUAUUUUGAAUAAACAUUUAGACCAGACAUUGAAAUUUCGGAAUAAAAAAAUGAAAUGUUUGUUUCUGGUACCCAUAUUAUACUAUUUCACAUUGACUCUGUUGGGAAAGUUUUUGUUGCUGGUCCUUUAGAAAAAAUAAAAUUUAUUUUAACAGGUACCCUAAUACAGCUUGUGAGCUUCUGACAUCUGAUGUGACUCAAAUUAAUGAUAAACUUGCAGGGGAUGAGGAGCUUGUUGACAAACUUUAUGCAUUUCUUGAGGGUGAAAAGCCCUUGAAUCCUCUACUUGCUUCAUUUUUUAGCAAAGUCAUGGGCUUGUUGAUCACUAGGAAAAGUGACAUGGUAAGAGCUGAACUAUUUGUUAAACUCCAAUUUCCAUUACUGGGUAUAAAAUCAUAUAUUAUUGACAUCUUACUCAUCUUUAUGUUUUCUAAACAUUCUAAUCAUAGAAUCUAUGCACAUAUGCUAUACUGACGCUAUGCAAUUGGAAAUAUUGGUCUUUUGGAUGCAUCAAUACACAGACAGUCACUGUUUAAUUAAAUCAAUUAAAUUAAAAAAUUUCCUUAGAUUUUUGAAUACUUGAAAGCGAAGAGUGACUUUGUGGGAAGUCUGUUACAUCACAUCGGGACAUCAGCUGUAAUGGAUUUGUUACUACGACUCAUCACUUGCAUUGAAUCAUCAGAAACCAGAAGAGCUGUAAUUGAGGUAGUAAUAUGAUUUGUAUAAAUGCAUUUAAAUAUUGUUAUGAUCUAUAAAAAAAUGCGUUUAAUAUUGAUAUGAUCAACAAGGCUUUUACUCUCGUGAUAAUUAUAAUAUUUAUAUUCAUUUUUUUUUCGGACAGAUUUAAAUAACUUUUAAAGAUAAAACUUCUAACCCAGAAUCGUUUCAAGGUAGUCUUAAUAUUUACACAAGUUUCAUUUAACUAUUGUUAGAGAUAAUUUCUUGAACUUCUGUACAAUUUAUUGUGUCAAUUAGGUGCUUGUCAAUUUUUAUACAUACCAUUGGUAUUUAUGUGUUUUGCUAUUUUCAUAACAGUGGCUGAAUGAGCAGAAAAUAGUUGAAAAACUGGUUGAUUCCAUUGUUGCUUCCAAGGAUGAAGAUGUAAGCAGUUUUUUUAUAAAAUUCUGUUUUAAUUUUACUUUAGCUACCUGGUUACCGGUAAAUUGAGUUAUUGAGUUUCUGUCAUUUUUAGGUCCUUCACAGUUUUGAAUAGAAAAACCUUUCAUGUCAGAUCUCAGAUUAUGUUCCAUUUAUAAAUAUGCAGAUUCAUUGCAAUGCAGCCCAGUCUUUAUGUGAUAUAGUGCGUCUGGGGCGUGAACAAUUUAUACAACAACAGGAGACAUCAGAUCCUGACCCUCUAUUAGUUACUAUGGAACAGUAAGUCAUUAUAAUAAAACUAAUAAUCAGUUAAUUUAAAAAUACACCUCAGCCUCUAUUUUUUGUAUUGUUAUUUUUAAGUUUAUUUACUUUCACAACUGUAGAGAAAAUCCAUUUUUGAUAGUUUGUGACAGAUUUUCGGUUUAAUUUCUACAAUGCCUUGCUGCACCCAUAUUACCAAAUCCUAGAUGAGAGGGACAAAAAUUCCUUUAUUUAAAAAUAUUGAACUAUUCCCAAACUUCUUUGAGUUAUGAAAUAAAUUUUAAAAUUAUUUUGUCUUAGAGGAUAAUGCUUAACCCUUUACAGUCCGAUGCGCCCGAAAUGCGCCGAUUUUUUCCUUAAGCGUACAGUCCGAUGCGGCCAAACCCGCCCGUUACGACUCAUUACGAGGUUGUUUACUUUCGUUCUUAGCACAGCGGAAAUCCAUUGCGCAUUACUAUUUAUAGUUCUACCGGAAGAAAGCCUCGUUGUCGGCAUUUAUUUUGAUACUGGUUUGACCGCGGUGUGCUUAGGGGCUGAUUUUCUGUGAUUUUUUUUAAAAGUCGCGAUUUUUUCGCUGUAAAAAUUGGCUAUCUAAGCCUUGGAUACACUUUUGAAAGAACUUAGGCCUAAUGAAGCUACACUAUUUCAUGAGUGGGAGGGUCUCUGAAACUAUUUUUAGGUUUAACUUUUGAUUUAAUCAUUUCUUUGUAUUUAGGUAUUUUUUAUUUUAUUUUUGUUGCUUGUAGUUUAUUUUCUGUAAAUUAAUUAGAUAAAGAACCUUCAUUUAAAAUGGAGUUAUGUCCCUUUGCUUGGGCGCUGGGAGUAGACAAGGCUGAAUAGGUUUGGACUGUAAAGGGUAUGUUGCUUGUAGUUUAUUUUCUGUAAAUUAAUUAGAUAAAGAACCUUCAUUUAAAAUGGAGUUAUGUCCCUUUGCUUGGGCGCUGGGAGUAGACAAGGCUGAAUAGGUUUGGACUGUAAAGGGUUAAUAACUCAAUAUCAUCAAAAGUGUUAGAACAAAUAAAAAUUGCACAUUAAAACAUUUUUUUUUAUAUGUAAUGGAACACACUGGAUUGAAUCCCAGUAAUAUAAAUUAUACAAUUUUUUAAUCUUACUUUAAUUUAGGGAUUUGUCAUGAAUUUAACCCCUUUAGAAAAAUGAACCUAUUUAUACUACUGUCCUUUAAACUAAAGAUAUAUGCUUUGGUAUGAUUUAAAAACCUUUCAUUGAUUAUAAAAUUCACGCACUGUGAAUUAUUUUAUUAAAAUGCUAAACAAAGGUUUUCUUCAAUUUUAAAUGGUAAACUGAAUUAACUUUUUCACAUAUGAUUUAGAAAAGUAAUUUUAAAACAAUUAAUGUAUAUAGUAUUGUUAAGGUUCUAUGCUCAAACUCCUAUCAUAUAUUAUUUCAUAGAGAAGCAACUGUUGCUAAACUUCUGUCCAAUAUGUUUGAUUCUGACAAGAAUGAAUCUGUUCUGGUCAAUGGUCUUUGUGUGAUUCAUACUCUACUGGAGGUGCGCAGACAAGGGUGAGGAUAUACAAAUCUUAUUUUCUCAUUUUAUUCCUGUGAUGUUAAAUAAAUGUUAAGUGAAUUUAAUUUAUGAUAAAAUAACACAUUUUAAGUCCAUUCUAAAUUCUUUGUUUUCAGCACGGAACUAAAUGAUCCAGCUCUUAAUGGGGAACCAGACAGAUUUACACAAGGCAUUAAUAAUGUCAUAUCAGCUAUCAUUCCAAGAUUAAAAGAUUUUCAUGAUCUUCUUGUCAAUCCUCCUAAGGUGAUUAUUUAAGGCAGUGGUUGUGUUGUUAUUUUUAUUUACAUGGAGCAUAAAAUUUUAGAAUUUUUAGCUGUUGAAGUUGUUAACAUGUUCUCUCUUUCAGAUGCAUGCAAUUUGAAUUUUAUCAUAUUUCAUAAAGAUACAGUGUUUAACUUGUGUUGUUUUGUUCAGCAACGCUACAGCUGCAUGCCCACUUCAGUUGGCAUUUUGGACCCGCCUUUGGGAAACACUAGGCUGCAGGUUGCGAAAUUGGUCACAGCAUUAGUUAGUGCGAAUAUGCAUCAAGUGAACUUAGAGCUUACAUCACUUGGAACAAUUCAGACACUUCUUGUGAGUAUUUUUCUGAUUUAAAAUAAUACAAAACAUUUAAAAAAAAUUGUAACAGUAAUUUUAUUGUUAAUCAGAAAGUAAACUCUUAAAGAAACAUAUCUGCUAGAAGCAGUGAUUUAAUUUUUUAAUUGAUUUUUUCAGAACUUGUAUUUCAAAUAUGAAUGGAACAAUUUUUUGCACACACAACUGGAACAGUGCCUUCUCAUAAUACUUAACAAUGGACCUAUUGAGGUAGAUGGUAAACAUGAACAUCCAUUAUUAAUACAGGUAAGAUGCAAACAAUGCUCAAUACAGUUUAAUGAGUAACAUAAGCUUCUUUCCUUUUUAAAUGAAUACAAUAUUCUAAAUUAAUAUUAAUAGAUAAUCCAAGGUUUAUCCUUAAAUAGAAUAUUUUGUAUUGGUCUUUUUUGCAGGCAAUGUAUACAUAAUUGUUCUAAGACGAGAUUAAUCUUUAAAAUUUUGUACAAAUCAGCUUUGUAGCCUUCUAAUUGUUAAAUGUUAAAAAAUCUUUAUAUACAGUUGUUCACAGAUUUCAAUUUGAUUCAAAGGCUUCUCAGUGAAUGGGAGGAGAAUGAACAGCAGCAGUAAGUUGAAAUAUUUUAAAUCAAGCUACUCACCUUUUUUCAAAUGCAAAAUUGUUUAAGUUCUUUAAAUCAGACGGUAAUUAAGAUAAAAUUAGAGUCACAUACUGUCACCCUCUGCCAUAUAACAAAAGUUACUGUCCAUUUAUUGCAUUAGUUCUGUUUACAAAAAGAUGCAUUUCAUUACAAUUAAACAGUUUUAAUUGUAACAAAGCAAAUGAACUAUUAGCAAGUCAAAGCAGUAGCUGUUCAUUUCUAGCUUUUUUUUAAAGGAAAUUUUGAUGGAAAGUUAGUCACUGCAAAAAAUACUCUCUCUGUUCUCUAUCAAAUUCAGAAAUGCACCAUCAGGAAAGAGGAGAGGCUUUAUGGGGCAUUUAACAAAAAUGGCUAAUUCUAUAGCCGCAAUGGUAGACAAAAGUGACUCAAACAGCAUGGUUAAAGAUCAGUUUAAUGGUAAGUAAUCCGGGUCAGAGAUUUCUAUUUGAUUUGAAAUUUCAUGAUUCACCUCUUAGAUCAUCAUCCAGGUCCAUUAGCUAUUGGGAGGUCAUGGUGAAGAAUUUGCACACUCUCCGCAGCUAAAACCUUUCAUAUCUCAAAUGAACUGCUAGUUUAAGAAAUCAGAAUAAUUUUAAGGAUAUAGCCUUAUUGUAUUCUUUAUAAAUAUCUUAUCUUAAUAAUAACCUUUUAAAACGAACUUUCUUCUCAUUGAAUAUCUUGCUCCUGUAAGAAAUGGAUAACAUUUUUGCAUGCUCCUUUGUUCCUCAAGUACGUAAUUUGUAUUACUUUCCAGGGCUUUCAAAUGAUGUUAGAGAAAAGUGGGAGGUGUUUGUAACCGGUUCCUUGACAGAAGUAAACAAGAAGAACACAAUAGAACUUGUGAGUUUUCAUUCCAGUUUUUUGUGUGCAUCAUAAAAAUAUUAUUGCCUUUUAUAAAGUUGCUUUUAUUUACAUUGGUUGUGCCAUUUGAAGUCCUUUUAAAAAAAAAAAAAAGAAAAAGAUAAAACUCAGUACAUCUAGUACAUCUAAAAACAAAUUAUAAAUUGUUUCUCAUUUUAACAGAUGCGAGGCCAUCAACUUGCUUCAAGCAGUGAAGAUGAUGAUGCAGAUUUUAAAGACAUUCCUUUCCCACAAGACACUGCAAUGCAACAGGUGAGUUAGAUCGUUAGAAUGCUGUAUUAUUGUCAAAUUUUUCAUUUCUAUGGUGAGUUAUAAAAAGGUUAGACUGGGUCUUAAUUUUUGUAUGAAUUAAAAAUUCUACACAAAAAAUUAAACUAACCAUGUGCAUGUUUUAAAAAAAAUUAUUAUCACAAAUAUGUUCACGCUCAUAAGAAAAUAGAUUUGUGACUUAUGAUUUCCUCAGUCAAUGUUUUUCUUUAAUGAAGAGUUUAGUGGUAAGGUGUUUUUUUUAAAAGCCGUUUAAUGGGUUUUCUAAAUCAUGCCUUACAAAGUGUAACGAAAAUCCAGCAACAAAUUGUAUAAGAUCUCUGUAAUGAAAUGACGCGCCUGGGUGCCCCUCCCUAUCUUCCCAGGCCUUCUCGGACUAUCAGUUACAACAGAUGACUAGCAACUUUAUUGAUCAGUUUGGCUUCAACGAUGAGGAAUUUGCAGAACAAGAUGAGAAAAUAGAGUAAGUGUUUAGAUGGAGAUGUAGCCAGCAAAGAUUCCAUCUCAACACAGAUUAUUCUAUUUAUAAUUCGGUGAAAAUUUUUUUGGAACAGCUAUUUUAUGGAAAAUAGUAUUAUUUAAAAAGAUUUAAAUCACAGUUAUUAUAGUUCUCGAUAGAACUUAAUUCUCAAUAUAAUUUUAGAACUUGUGAUCAUCUUUGAAAACAGUUACACCUAAAAAAAACCAACAACUCCAGUCUUAGUUUUGUUCAAUUUUAAAAAAAGACGGAAAAUAACUUAUUCUGACAAAAAACCUGAACACAAACAUCUUCAUUAUUUAGUUGAAUGAAGUGUUGUACUUUUCCACAGGGCAUCUUUCACUGAUAGGAUAUCGAGUAUAGAUGCAGAUAUUCAAGUUAGUGAUGCCAAUGUGAGUUCCUUUUCAUCUGGACAUUUCAGGGAGAAAAUGAAGCCUCAUGAGGGAAUGAAAUGGGAGGGGCAUCCCAAGGGCAGUGUGUUACAGCAAGCAGACAUUUGUUAAAAACCUUUAAAUUUAGCUUUCCUCUUUUUUUUUUUUUUAAAUGAAGCAGGGAAAAUUUUUUUUUUAAAAUGAAGGGAUAAAACUCAUCCACCUGUUGAAAUUCUUUAAUAGUUCAUUUUUUUAAAACAAGGUUUAAUAUUAGUGAUUGUAUUAUUUUCUUCAAUAUUUUUUAUAAUGAUGAUGAAACUGUCAAUUAUUUUAAAAUAAAGCCAUUCUUGUUUCAAACAUUGUUUUGAUGAUUUAGUCUCAAUUGGUAUAUAAUAUAAUAAUUUAUCUUUACUUCUACUGUCAUAGCAAACUAAUGCAGCACUCUUUGAACAAGUGUGUAAUGAGAGGAUACAACAGUUUGAUAAUGAUGACAGUGAUGAAGACAUCUGGGAGGAGAAGCCAAUUACAUUUGACAAAAGUGCCCAACAUGCUCGAUCAGAGUAAGCCUUUAAAAAAAGAUAUUUAAAAGUUGAGCCUAGAUUUACAUUGAUAUCAAAUGUUAAUGCCAACUGUUUUCUCUGUUUAAUGUUAUAGCAUGUACAAAUGCGUUAUUGAAAAACAGUGCUGUCUUCCACAGACGGUUACAAGCAGCUACUGCCAGAUGCAAUAGCAGUGAUGAAGAUAGCACAGAUAGUGGAGAGGAAUUAGACUCACCUAUUAAGAUUAUACAACAGCACACGGAAGGAAUGGAUGUGGAUAAUGCUGAAAGUAUGCUUUCAACUAUAUCAGUUAAUAGAUCCAUAAAUCUUUUCUACAACCACUCUUGAGAGUAAAUAACAUGAAAAUUUAAAUAAAAAUAUAUAUCAUUCUGGAUAUAGAUGCUUUUAACAAUUUCAUCUGUAUAGCAAAUCUAGAAAAAAAACAAAUUUAGAUCUGUUACCUGGCAAAUUUUAGUUAAUAAUUACACUGAAUAACUUUGUAAAUGUUGAAGGUUUUAUCUUCAUAUUUUCAGGAUACAUACAUUAUGGUACAUCAGUUAAAAAUUAUAAUUUUACAUUUGUUCAGCCUAUUUAGAGCAUACAAUGACUUCCACAUUGUAAGGUCACUUAUUUCAUUAUUGAAAAAAUUAAAUUUGCAUUUAAAUUAAUUAUAGCCGCAUGGACAGCUGAUUCCAGUUCCCACAAUGAACAUACAGAAAUGGACACCACAUCUCCCUGGGAGAAACCAACCCCAGCAGCCAUUGUAGUACCUCCAGCAGCACCAGAGGGAGCUUGGGCAGAUUUCAACAAUGUGCCAACCCACUCUGGGGAGGAAGACAACUGGGCAGACUUCACAUCUUUCAGUGAUAUUCAAUCUUCGUAAGGCCAUCUAAAUCAAUGUUAUCCGCGUCUUUUUUAUUCAUAUUCUUAGAAAAUAUGUGUGACCCAUUUUAAAAGAAAAUUUAUUAAAGAGCUACACAAUUGUUAUAUUCAAAUAAAAUUAAAUCUCCAACCAAAUAUUUAAAAAGAAAAAUUGUGGCUGGGGAUAAAACCGAUUUUUAAAACAACUUUUUGUCAUCAGGACCACAACUGGGCCUAGAAGUAGUUCACCUAUUGAAAUGGAUACCACUGAAAAUAUAAGGGGUAGCGCUUAUGGUGAGUUUUUUAAUUUUCUCACGAAAUCGGUUAAUAUAUUCGUGCUAUGAAGAUUUAUUGCCCUUUUAUUUUUUCGUUGUGUAAGAGUUUUAAAAAACAUUUUAAAAUGGAAAGGCUUUUUUAAAGGGAAGUUAAUAUAAUUUAGUGUCGAGGCUUUAAACAAUUUUUCUCUCCAACAGUUGUUUCAUCCAACACUAGCAAUCUAGGCAAGGGAGACAUGCCAACUUUUACAGUAACGGUCACCUUACCAGGUAACAUUUCUAGUAUAAUGUUUCAACUUUAGAUUAAUAAUAAUAAUAAGACGUCUUAUAUAGCGCGGUACCCACCGCGCUGCACAUAAAAAUUUUAUCAAAAGAGACAUAAUUAUGACAUUAAAAUAAAAUACAUUUAUUACCUAUUAAUGUCAUCAUGAAAAAUGGAAUUUGAGAAAAAUGAAGUUUUUGAAGUUUUGGGAAAAAUAUUUUAAAAAUUUCCCUGGCCUGGAAAGAUUGGGAAAAUUGGCAUUAAACAUCAAUGUCAUUGAAAGUGUGGGAAAAUGAUUUGUAAAGAAAUCAAAAAAGAUAAAUUUCUCAGCGGAUGCUUCCAUUUAUCUCUUUAGCUGCACAAUUUUUAAAAUGAAAAACUACAUUUUUUUAAAAGGGCAAAAAAGCGCGAGAGGUUGAGUUUAUUACAAAAUAUUAAACAUUUUAUUGUAUGGUUUAUAAGGCUAAAUUUUUGGUGGUAUCAAAUGAAUGAUAAAUGAAUUGACCAUAUGUUUGUAAACUUAUUUUUUCAGUUUCAAUAAAUUGACAGAAAAGAAACUUAAAAUGUGAAAACAUAAUAUGCAAAACCAUUUUUUCCCGAAAUCCUUGGAUGAUGGCAUACAUCAUCUUCACUGCUAUAAAUCAAAUCCUCUAAAACUACUACAAUCGGAAUAAUGUGAUGGAUCUUAAUCAUGUUCACUAUAAAAAGAAAUAGUAUAAAACAUUUCCAAAGCUUUUUGAGCUGUAAGGAAACUUAUCCGACUAAAAGCCAGGAUAGCCAUAGCAACAGUAUUGAUAAAGAUUAUAUGUUCCCGUUCCUGAUGAUGCAUCAUGAUUUCUUGUGUUCUGUGCCUGAUAAUUCAUCAUGAUUUCUAUGUUUUAACUAUUAAUUCAAGCAACAAAUUACUUUUGAACACACUGGUGAAUCAAAUUUGUAUGACAUUGUACAUACUUUUAUAUUGUAUAUUUCAAGAAACUAAAGUAUAUCUAUACAAGGAUAAACUAUUUUGUAUAUAUUGUAUUUACUUUUGUCUGAUAAAGAAUUUUUUUAUCUAUGCAAUAAUUAGCGGGGUUUUUUUGCUUCCUCUUUAUAAUAUAAUAAAUAGCUCUUUGAAUUUUAAAAAAGUUCUUUUGGAGAAUUUUGUGAAUUUGUAAAGUUUGUAUGAACUGUAUGUUACAUUUUAUUUUGAAGGUGUUACCACAUCAGAGCCAUCUGAUAUGGGCCUUACUGAUUUAGAAGAAAACUGCAGUCCCCUCCCAGACUCAACAUCACCCGGCCAGGAGCUGGAGCUGAAGACUCCAUCUUCGUUUACAGAAAAUGGGAAUCAGCCACCACUUCCUGAUUCAUCUCCUCCACCGCUCCCCUCAACCACAUCUCCAAGUCAGAUAGAUGCCUCCUCUGCAGAUUCUCUAGUUACAAGGUGUGAAAAUUUUCAUACAUAUUUAUGGAUUAGCAGGGAUUUUUUUUGACUUACUCGACCAACAAUUAUAUUAUCUUUAUAAUACAAUUGUUGAUUUAGUUUUAAUCACUGUAGAGUCUUUGAUUUACAUAUUUUACGCCAGUAUAGUGCAGGAGUCGGUGAACCUUUUAAAAGCUAUUACCCCAAAAUAAUGUGUAUAUAUGUAGAUGCCAACAUCUCCCCUUGAUUUGUAAGGGAGAGAAUUAUUGAAUACUUUGAAUAUAGCUGCUUGAUGUAGGCGGAAUGCAUUUGGACGCACCUGUCGAAACCCCCAAAUGAUGCAUUUAGUCACUAUUGCCGGGAAUGAGUUAAUAACAAGUGUAAGACAUUUGUAUGAUGUUCAUUUUAAACAAUAGAUGAUAAAACCGAAGUGCAUUUAACUGUGGGUAAAAAUUAUAUGAAAUUUAGCAACCUGACUAGAUUAUUUUUUUUGUUUAAAACUUUGGACUGGAUCUCCCCCUUUCAUUUUUUUUUUUUAAAGAACUUGGCAAUUUGUUUAAAGCUAGGAAUAAAUGUUGGCUUUUUUCCCUACAGCACAUCAGAAAAUGACAAACUGGGAAAUGUUUCAACUCACAAGUCUGCCUCAGACUCUGCAGUGGUGUCCUCCACAUUACUAAUUGAUCCACCCUGUAAAGAGAGCAGCAGUGUGGACACAUCUACUGCUAACCUUUCCUCAGCUGACUCACCCUCCUCUUCUAGCUCAUUAGACACUGGAGUGACGUCUUCACCACAGCCUGACGGAAGUCAGAUUUCAGAGAAUCACAGGUAAACAUUAUAUUUUUAUAUAUGUUUAUGAAUUUUCUCUUACACGAUCAGAUAAAAAAUUGUAUUAAGUUUAUGCAUCUUGAAGUAUACUGCAUGGUAUUUUAAAUCUUGAUGUACCCAUGAAUGUUUUAUAAAAAAAAAAUGGCAUGGACUUAGAUAAUGCUAAUUUUUAUAUAAUAAAAGAAUUCUUUAUGAACUUUAUGUGUGGGGAAAAAAAGCCCUGUACAGUUGUUGGAAGUAACUGGGUCAUCUUUAACUGUUUUCCUUGAUGGCAAGUAACAGUUCUUAAACAUGGAUCAUUUGCAGUAGAUAGCCAACACCACAGACAUUGCUGUGUUAAACAUAUCUAAUUAUUUAAGUAAAACGACCUAGUAGGGCAGUUUAUAGUAUUUUCUGUAUAAGGGCCUAACUUAGUGAGUGAAUGUUUACAGAUAAAUGAUGGUCGAUAAAAAAAACUAUAAAAAAACAUGGUAAUUAAAACAUGUAAGUCUUGAAAAUAACAUUUAAAAGUUAGAUGAAUUCUCUACCAUUGGUUGGUCGAGUAAGUCAAAACUUGUUCAAGGAUCUAUUAAACAAAAAAUAAAACUUUUUUCUAAAAAAACCUUACCACCUAUUGUUAAUACUUAGGAAAAGUAAUAAUGAUGAGAGAGAUGGCAAUGACUUGGGUGAGAACUUCAAGUAAGUAUGAGUUGUUUCCCCUGUGUGGGCUCCCACAGCUUCUUGUACCCCAUAUAUUUUGCACUAAAUAUUAUAAAUGUGUUUAAUUUCAAGUGAAACGGGUAGCUUCUGUGUUCUACUCAGUGUGUGAUUCUUGGGCAAGGCUAAUCAUUCCCUGGUGCCUUGAGUAUAUAUGGAUGAUACCCUUAUAGAAUUUUAAAAAUUGGACAUUGAAACUUGGAAACCUGUUUUUGCUAGUCAGUAAACCAAUAGUGGUUAUUUCUUGAUAUUUUGUUUGUCUUAAAUUAAUUGUUUGGAUCUACAGUGAAUCUUGUGCUUAUCAAAAUGUUUUGAAAAUAAAAAAAGUACACUAGUUUACACAGAUCUCAAGAUAUCACACAGAGUAGCACUGAUUCUCCUUCACAUGAAUAGCUGAGAGUAGUUACCUAUAGUAAAUUGAUGGUUAUGAUAUAAUAGAAGUGUAUGCUGAACUGUGUUAGCAGUUACUCCACCUCAUACACUUAUCAUAAAGAAAUACUUGAUUUUUAUUUGGUCAAUUUAUAUUCCAUAAAGAAAUACUUGAUUUUUAUUUGGUCAAUUUAUAUUCCUUUAAAAAGUAUCUUACUUACAUAUAUGUUACUGAUUUAAUGUUAUAUGUUUAUGUGUUACUGAAUUAAUGUUGAGUGUAUGGGACUAUUGUUGAUAGCAAUAGCAACCUCAACCAAUUAUCUGUCCCUUGCUUCUGGGAGAUCAAAGGCUCAUGGCUUUCCUAAAAAAAAAUUAUGUAGGCGAUGGUACCAAUACACAUCCGUACAAUUAUCUUUGAAACUGCAAAUUCCUUUACCAAACCCAUUUGAAAAACAUUGUUUAGAUGUUUUAAGUGCUUGUAGAUGGUAAGUGGAUAUUGUUAUGCUUAUAUACCAAUAUAUAUAUAUAUACAUUUAAAGACUGUAGAUAGAAAAUGAAUGAAUUAGCAAAACGAGGAAUGUGGAAGCUUGAAUGAGAGAACAGGACAAAAAAAACAAGGACGUUUCAGCAUAAAACCUUCUUCAGCUAACAGUAGAAAUGAAAAUGUAACAAAGAACAGAGCACAGUAGACAAUUCAAGAAGUAUCCAUUGGUUUCGCCGGAAGUGGGAACACAGAAACCGAGAGAAUAUAAAUAUUGACACUGUGAAAAAUGAGGUCCACACUAAAAAUGGACCAGAAUAUCCAGGGAUACAUAGACACACAGCAAUAAGAAAAUAGAUGAAAUACAGGGAAACAGAGAAACAUCAGUAGGAGAGUAUUUGAUUAAUACCAUAUGGAGAUGUGGUGCCAAACAGCUGAAUACAUGUAUUUUCCAUUUUAACCCUCUCUGGUGUGUUACUGCAUGAAAUCAGUGCCGUAAUGGUUACAUCCAAUGCACCUUUAUGUUCUUUUCUGUUGAAAUGAGAAGAGACUGGGGAAGGUUUACAUUGCUCAAUAUCCCUUAGAUGUUCAGUAAACCUAUCAGCCAAUCUUCUCUCAGUUUCACCUAUGUAACUAGAUUGGCAUCUACAGCACACAAUCACAUAUAUUACAUUACGGCUGACACGUGAUAUAUUACAUUACGGCUGACACAGGUGAAACCCUCUUUAAUGGUAAAGGUACCUUUAGGGAGGCUAAUGCUUUCAGUUUGGCGUGUAAAGGGACACAUCCUACUGCGGCUUCUUAAGCAUGGUUUAGUACCAACGUAAGACAGUUCAGAUCGAAGGCGACUGAACCAGAAGAUCACCUAGAUUUCUGUCCUGUCUAAGACAAUCAGUGGAGGGGAUGAGAAAACCCUGUUGGUAUCGGGGUCAGCAAGAAGUAUGAUACGAUUUUUUAGGAAUAUUUUUUUGGCAGUUAAAUUAUGAGGGUGGUAGGUUAGUAUUUUAUUUAUUUAUUUAUUUAUUUAAGCAUUUUUUAUAGCGCUUACCUUACAGCUCUAAGCGCUUUACAAUUAUUAAAAAUAUGUAAACUAUUUAAACUGCUAAAGUAAAAUAAAAAGGAAAAAACCAGAGACAAUAGAAUAGUAACUACAAUAAAAAAUGACUAUAGAAACAGUAGCUUAAACAUUAAAAUGGCUAUAAAAACGCAUACACUUUGGCACAUUUUGGCCUAUACUACAGGAUCAACCCGAGACAGAAAAUGAGGCAGGGCAAGGAGGGUGCAUCACAGGUCAUAGGCGGACCUAAACAGAUGGGUAUAAGUUUGGUACAAUCUUCAUUGUUGUUUUGACGAGUUUUGAAAGCCUCUUUUCGUGUGAUCGUGCUGAUGUGACCUAGUGCUGAGUCAAGAGUAGUUUCAGGAUAGGAUCUGGAGCGGAAGAAAUCCAUCAUUUCAUCGGCUCUUUCUAGAAAUUCCUCAUCAAUUUGGCAGAGACGCCGUAGUCUAAGAAGUUGUGAGAAAGGUAAAGAGUCUUUGCAUGAUUUGGGAUGGGAGGAUGAGUACAAAAGGUAGCUAUGGCUGUCAGUAGGUUUGUAGUAGGCAGAUGUAAUCAUUUCGUUUUCUUUCAAUGUUACGGUGAUAUCAAGGAAGUUGACAGAAUGUCCAGAGAUUUGAGAAGUAAAUUUUAUGGAUGGGUGAAAUGAGUUUAAAAAUUCUAUAAAUUUCUGGAGAUCAUUAGUUUCCAUGCUGGUGAUACCUAUUCCGUCAUCUAUGUAUCUGCUAUAAAAUUCUGGAAUAUAGCCAGUAUAUGCCCUCUCUAUCAUAUAUUCAAAAUGACCCAUGAAAAAAAAUCUUGGUGAUCUUCUGGUUUUUGUCCUGUUCUCUUAUUCAAGCUUCCACAUACCUCGUUUUGCUAUUUCAUUCAUUUACUAAGCUUGAAUGCAGUCCUUUAAUUUAUAUAGAUUGAAAAUUACAUGCUUUUAUUCCAUUGGUUAUCAACCAUCAAAUGCAUGAAGAUGAAUAAAAGUAAUGCACAUCAUAAUUUCAUUUUUAGGUAGGAUACAUAUAUAAAUAUAUCAGACCUGUUUACUCGUACGAAAUGGCGUGUAAUGAACACUUUUGAAAUUACGAUUGUAUGACUAGACCUGUCAGGGCUACCAUUUUAAGAGAUUGGGUUAAAAAUAUAUUCAUUCUGAUAGUUUUUUCAAUUGAAAAAAAAAUAAUGAAAAAGAACAUUUUUGUUUGCUGGUUUAACUUGUAUUGACAUUAAACAUCCAUAAGUGAAUAGAUCCAGAAAUACGAUUGGCUGGAGACCAUUUAUAAUUAUAUUACGUUUGCCCUAAAAGGGGAAUGAAGUGAUGUCAAUUUAGGAGAUGAUGUGUAGGGGUAUGCAGGACAAGGGGGUCUCAAUAUUUACGUCUAUACAAUAAAAAGAGACAAAUUUUGGUAAUGAUAGUGGUGAUGGUCAUAUUGUUGCUUUGUGUUUUUAUAUCGUAAUAUUAGUGUAGUCUCCCUACUGAAAUUUUAGUCAAUUUGGGGCUACCCUUAUAGUACGCAUGUACUAAGGGGGACGGGGUGUCGAUUUUUAAGAUUUUGCAUAACCAUGUGGGGGGGGGGGGUGGUGUCUCAGUAGAAAGGACAUACAUUAUUAAAAAAUUCUACAAUAAUGAUCAAACUCUGAAAGCAAAAAAAAAAAAAAUAGCUUAUUUAUAUCUCAAUGCCUUAAAUUUAUCAUGCAAUGUUUUGUAGCAGUUAUGGUCAUAAUGUAUUUUCACAAAUGAACUUGCUAGAUAUACUCAGAUAGUACUAAGUAGUAGAGGUAUCACAGUAAUAUUUAUUCCACCUUAUGUCCAAUGUGUUUGAGACCAAUGUGUUUUUGAUGUAUAUUUCUGCUAAGCCAGUGUGUGGUUCUAAAAUUUUUGUUUCCCUGGGCCUAUGCCAAAUUUAGGUUUUUACCGGCCUCCCUGUGUUUAAUUUUCACAAGUACACUUCAAAAUAGCGAAUACAUAAACAAAGUAAAAUAAAGGGAUUGGGUAAACAUAAAUAAAACAUGUAUGUAGGUUACAAAGUGCCACCUAGUAUGUAACUGCUAACAUCAGUUACUCAAACUGCUAACAUCAGUUACUCAAGUGAGUUACUGUUGGCACCAUGAUGCUAUGUCACAUUGGAACACUGGCUUAAAAGUGGAAGUGUAAUAUUCCUGUGUGCAAUCCACAGAAAACCAUUUUAAAAAAAGGAGGUGAGGCGGCUGCCAAAUAAAGUUGGCGUGCAAAAGGGGUGGGGUGGUGAUGGUGGCUUUUUUUUGGCUUACCUACCAGUACCAGAUAAGAUACCAUUCUUUUAUUGAUCCAAACAAAUGGAAAUGUUUUUUUAUUGCAUUGUACAUAUACAUUUUCAGCACAUACAUAAAUAAAUAUUUUAAUAAAGUCCACAUUUUUCAACUAAAACAAUUUAACACAAGACAUCUACAUUAAAUUAUUGCUCUAGUGAAAAAAACAGUCAUAUCGUGAACUCCCUUAGUCAUAACAGGGACUUAUUAGUUCUUAUUUAGAUUUGUGAUUUCUGGGGGAGCUCGCUGGUAAAUUCGUACAGAUUGGGGAACAAAAGAAUUUUUAUACCUUUCAGUCCUCGCCCUGAGAGAAAAAAUUCAUCCCGAAACAGGCAAAUCCUAAGUAUCUGUGAUAAAGAGGGUGGGAUGUAUCAUCUAAAAUUUGUUUAGUUUUACAAUAAAAUCUUUCUUCGAAUAGUUCUUCAAGUGAAGGGUGUUUAGUUUGUGUUAUAUUCCUAGCUUUCUUACUUAGUCCGUUUAUGAGGUGUUAAUUAUCAGAAGAUGAAUUCCCACACCAUAUAGAUGGCCCCUCGCGUUUGUUUGCUCCACCGCUUUAUGCCGUAAUGUUGUAACAAUUAUUUCUUACUGUUGAAACACAUUGUGAGCAGAAAUGGAGAAAACUCAGAUGCAUUCUCAACUGUUCCGUUAAAUUUCGACAUAUUUGAUACGAUUUUAAUACCCUUUCUUUCUUUAACCCAUUUACAGUUACUGUAAUAUCAUCUACUUUUAGAAGUUACAUUUUCUGACACAAGCUUAACUCGAUUCCUCUAGACACUAGAUGCAAGUAGUUAUUGUAUAAAUUAUAUAUACUGUGUGUUAAUUUAUUUCUAUUAAGUUACUGUCUCUUACGAUUUUGAGACAAUAUUGCACAAUUUUAGGAGUUCGAGGGUAAACAUGUCUACUAUAUUUAUAUCUAUAUGUAUAUAUAUCAUGAAAAAUUAAUUUAUACAUUCAUGAAUUUUUUUGUUGUACUGAUAUAAGGCAUUUGCCGAAACGUUUGAAUUUGUAUCCUGUGUAAUCAUAAUUAGAGCUGAACCUAUAUUGUUUUAUUUACACAAAUGUUUAUGUAUCAUUAAUCACAUUAUUAGUCAAUGAUUUAAAGCUACUUACUCUGUAAAAUUGCUCCGAAUUCAUUCCCAGACUUUGGCUUUCAUAAAGUUGGUAUUGGUUAUGUCAACAACCACCUUCAAAUGCAUGUAUCACAAAUAUCCUGUCAGAAUCCAGACCCAUUGUUGGUUUUAACAAUUAAAAAACAAAACAUUUGCUGAAAUAUGCUGUUUUUUUUAAAAACUGUUUGACACAAGGUUCACAAGUGUGAGAAAUUUGGAAAUAAAGAAAUACAGAUUAUAGUAAAUACAAAAAACAAUUUCUGGGGACCAGGGGUAUUUUAGCUAAAUUUUAUAGGUAUAUAAAUAAAGUAAGGUGUAAUCUAUAAUAUAAUCCUAAUCAUCAAAUAGUUUGUGUGGACACUGUCAUUUGUUGAAGCAGCCUCUAAUUUGUAUCAAUACUUAAAUGUUUUUUUUUGAGAAUGUUAGUACUUUAAAUGUAGUGCAAGAGGAUUACACCCCAGACUUUUAAGCUUAUCCUCUUGUGCAACAUUUAAAGUACUAAAAUUAUGUCUAUAGUGUAGUUCCCAGUUGAAAGAUCUACAUUUGUCGCCAGAUCACAUGAAUAAUUUAAAAAUUCCCAUCUUAUCAGUAGUUCUAGGCUAUACCACAGGUUUUUAAGCUUGACUAAGACAUCCUGAUAAGAUAGCAAUUUUUAAUUUAUUCAUAUUAUUUGGUGACAAAUAUAAAUCUUUCUACUGUUAGCUACACCAAUGACAUAAAAAUUAAGUUAUUUAGUUUAGGGAAAGUCACAUGACAUAAACAAAAGCUGUCUAACAUGGUGGCCCUUGAUCCACACGGGCUGGGCAGCAUUAGAAAAGUAAUUUAAAAAAACACACUUCAGGAUUUUCUCAUUAUGAUUAGACUUUAAUUAUAUGUAUAUAUUUUAAAAAAUUUGCUCUAAUUUAUUUUGUAUCAAUAAUUACAGUAAAAUAAUAAAUUAAUUUGAAAAAAGAAUGAAUUUUCAGACAAUGAGUAUUAGCAGGGAAAAGAAUGAAUGUGCCAAGGCUGGAAAAGUUUCUAGGAAAAUAAAAUUUUACCCUCCUUGCCUAACUUGAGUUUGGACAGCAUUGACAUAUAUUUACUUCUUUAGCUUCUUAUAAGUUACAGUGUAUGCGGGAGGGAACAAAAUUAACCAUUUUUAAUUCACUUAUUUGAUUCCAAUCACACCAAUUGCUGUGUAAGAUUUUAAGUAUCAGUAUAAACUAUUUUACUGUGUUGAUUUGAAUAAAAAUUGGUCUCUAACCCUUUUAUCUGAAUUUCUUUUGUCUCCUCUGGUCAAUAACAUAUUCAUCACAAUGUACUUUAAUUCUACAGCUUCUUGGCAGCAACAGGUUUGUUAAAGAAGAAAAGCCCCGUGGCAGCAUGUCCAACCGGUCGAACACCUCCUGAGGCUCAAGGCAAUGGACCCGUGGCACUGACGUCAUCCCCUCCUCCCACUGUAGUUCCACCCUCAUCCCUUUCACCCUCAACUGCACCGUUGAGAGAAGGGGAACACUCAGUGAGUCAAGAGCCCGAUGAAAUUUUAUCUCAGGCUCAAAAAAUAGAACAGGCGAGGUAGGCAAUCAAGGAUGUUAUGUAGCAUGUAGUCUAAUCUUCCUGAAAGUAAUGUUUAUCUUUUUCCUUGUUGCUGUAGUUCACAAUGAAUCAUGUAGAUUGGUUUAAUAUGUUUUAUCAUAGAACUACAGUGGGUGGUUCUUAGUCCCUUUGAAUGUAAAUAUAUGCAUAAUGAAGAUUACCGUAUUAAAAAAUAUAGAGAGACUAAUGAAAGGACUAUCUUUGUAUAAAUAAAUCAAGGUAAAAUCUCUGUGCGUUAUUUAGUCUUCAUGUACAUUACAAGACAGUGUCUGUUAAGUAAUGUUUGAUCUAUCUUUAUUUCCCUCUAUGUAGUUUCUUCUCCAACUCCUGAUAUUCCUGAUCUUUCUUAUUAUAUGAUCUCAUGAGGAUCAAACCAUUUUCUUAUUUAAAGUCCCUUCAUUUGAUAUGAACAGAUAAACCUUAGAUAAUUGUCUCAUCCAUUGGGAUUUUUUUCCAAACUACUUUGAUGAAUGUGGUUGCAUUUUAGUUGUAGACCUAAUUGAUUGGAGAAAAUGACAAUCUAAACCAUUCUUUUCAGAGCUCAAGCCAAAGAAGCUCAGGAACUUUAUGAUGCAGUGACCAUAGUACACAAUGGACCUGUUUGACAAUCAUUGCCUCAUCAUUAAGUUUUCUUGACCCCUCCCCCGCCAAUCUUUUCUGACCCUUGUUGUCUCUUAAACCUUGUAUAUAAUAUAUUAUUAUUAUUAAAAUGACCAGCUCUAUCCCUCAUUUGGAGAGUCCACAUGUCUAACAUACCAGUGAGUAAACAUGUCUGAUAGAAACCAGUUAAUGAAAAGAUAUUACUUAGCUUAGUAGAAAUGUUCACUUGUGAGAUGUAAGUUGCACAACUCUAUUGUAGAAGUAGAGUGUCAAGAAAUUAUAUCAAAUAAAAAUUUUACUCAAAUUCUUGAUGAAUAACUUAGUAUUUAAAUCAAGAGCUAACUGUCCAUUAAGACUUAAAUAACCACUGCAAUCAAGACAACCCCAGCAGUGCUAGAGGCAUUCACUUCCAAGCCCUAUAAAGAUUAAUAGAUAGAUUUUAGUUUGUGGUUAGAACUUCCCAUUAAAAAAUGAGUUGAUUUUGAUGAAACUGUUGAUGUGCUCUGAAAGAGGGAUAGAACUGGUGUCUACUGUUGGCAACAAAUCACAGAGGAGCUUUGUACCUACGAGAAAAUGUUCUGGUUACUUUGACCAAAUGAUUGUGUAGUGCUGGUAUCAUGUGUGUGUGUGCCUGCAAGUGUAAUCAAAUGAUUGUGUUGUUCUGGCGUCAUGUGUCUGAAAGUGUCAUCAAAUGGGAAUCUUUCAUUAUUAAAUUAUGCAUUCAGAUACAAUGAGCAGAGUAAACUAAUUAUGUCACAUGAUGUAGAAUGAAUGUGUUGAAAUAAUUUAUUUAUGCCCCCUUUAUUUCUUCUCCCCCCCCCCCCUCUAUUUUUAACCCCUCCUACCUCCCAAACAUACCCUGAUUAUGACUGAAUAAAUAUUGUUAAAAAUUUAGAAUAAGAAUUUUAAAAUUAUUUCUUGUAGAACUCAGAAUGUUCAGAAUUUAAAAAAACCCAACACAUUGUUAAUAUUUGUUGGGUCUUAAUUAGAACGGCAUUUAGUUUAUAAUAGACCAGUUCUGGCUGCUAAGGUUACUGAUCUAUGACAGACUGGUGUGGCUAUGGUUAAGGAAUUACAACAAAUUGAUAUUUUUUACAUUAUUAAAAGACAAUUUCAAAGCUAUUAAUUUUGUUGUUUUCAAGGAAGUAAAUCUUAGAUACCAAAGAGACUUAUGGACUUAUCUUAGAGUUCUUAGAAUUAGUAGCAGAAUUGACACUAAAAACACAUUUCCUUACACCACUGUAAGUUAACAACCCACAGAAUGAUACCAUUGUACAACUGAAUAAGAAGACACCAUUACGGUACAACUGUUUGACACCACUAUAAAGCUUACCACAAACUAACAUGACACAACUAUACAUAAUACCACAUAAUGGCAGAUAAGAUACCACUGACACCACUAGCAACCACCCACUGACAGUCUGACACCACUAGCCACCACCCACUGAGGUCUGACACCACUAGCCACCACCCACUGAAGUCUGACACCACUAGCCACCACCCACUGACUGUCUGACACCACUACUCACCACCCACCUACAGUCUGACACCACCAGUGAAUGAUUCCCCAGUUGAUUAAUGGUCACAGUGUAAACAGUCCCUCAUCAAACCAGGAGCUUCUCAGCUUGGUUCAGAAUGGCAUGUAAAAUAGAGAAGACUAGUUGUGAUCACUGUUUUGACUAGUAUACUCCCACACUGUACAUAGAGACCUGUAACUAAAUUUAUUCUAUUUAUAAUUGGAUUGACAUGACUUCUUAGUAAUUGACUUGACCUUGUAGUUCUAUUUCUCCUCUCCUUCCUUUAAGAUUUCUGUUCUUAAUAAUUCCUUGAUUGACAUGACUUCUUAGUAAUUUACUUGACCUUGUAGUUCUAUUUCUCCUCUCCUUCCUUUAAGAUUUCUGUUCUUAAUAAUUCCUUCCUCUUUUUUUUUUUCCCCCUCAACCCCUUCGCCCCCCCCCCCCCACCUUUUUUUGUCACCUGUCAUGCUGUUUGCACUUUGCCCCAAGCUCUAAGUUUAACUUGGUUCAUUCUGCUAGUGAAUUAACAUGGUGAACAAUAACAGUACAACUGGGAAGCAGGGUGCUUAGCUUACUUGUCUAUACAUACUUUUUUUAGUGUAAGCUUUGCUCAAUGAUUACACAAACAAUGCAUGUGAUCAACUGCUUUUCAGAAUUUAUACAUUACCUGAUGUAAGAGCUAAGUUUUACUUAGUGCACGCUUAAAUUACUUACUAAGUGUAAGCUCAAGGACAUUAAAUGAGUUGGUGUGAGCUCAAAGCAUGGUUCACAACUCUGGAAACUUUCCAGCCAUGAUUUAAAUUAGGUAUAUUUCUUUUGUAACAAGUUUCAUUAUGUCUAUAUAUUUUGUACAUUUUUAAACUAAGAUAUACCAUGUAGAUUUUGUUUCACUUGUGUUUUGAAAUAUGAGGCUAACCAUUUAUGUGGUGCAACUAGUGGCCCCAUCAGAGAUCAAUUGUGGCCUGUGCAGCUUGUGGAUCAGUGAGAGAUUUCUAUGUUAAGUAUUGUAUUGUAGAAUUUCUGUAAUGAAUUUAAGCCACUUUGUUAUGUCGGUGAGGUACAAUUUGUUCUCUUGAAUUUGCGAUCUUGCAUUUCAUUGAAUCCAGUGAUACACUGAUAUUAAGGCAAUAUUUUGGUAUGGUUGAGUCUUUCUGAGGAACUCUGUUGUAGUGAAUUGGAGUGAGCUGUCAGUGACCGCUGUCUUGAUUUCUCCAAGAGUGCACAGGUAUGUUGAUUCGCUGCACUGUUUGGUCAAUGGGGCACUGAAUAAAUGGGAUUCAAAUAGGAUACUGGUCAACGUAUUGUCAUUAUUUAUUUCUUUUUACUGCAUUAUGAGAGCAUUUUGAACUAUGUAAAUGUUUGUUACAGAUAUUUUUGACGCAAUGAAACGAGUGUACCUAAUAUAAAAUAAGAAGUAUAUUUGAUUCUGUAGAAAUCCACAUCUAUACAACUAUAUUAAAGUUUGAUAUAGAAUUAAUUUGUUUAAUUUUUAUUCCUUCAAAUCUUGAUCAAAUUAUAUUAUUUUUCUAAAUCUAAUAAAUCUAAAUCUUUUUGUACCGAUUAAAAAAAUUGACUUAUAAAUAGUAAAAUUUAAAGGGAAAAGAUUGACUUAUCAAUGGUAAAAUAAAGGAUAUCUCAUUUUUGUCAUUUAAUCUCUUGUCUUGAUCACUUUAUACCACAUUGUACUAUGCUUAGACUAGUUUGUAGAGGUCUUCAAAUGUGUGGUUACAACAAUCUUAUUUGCUUAUGUCCUUCAGACUUGUCAUUUAACACAAGAGAAUGAUUUUGUUGAGUUCAUUUCAUGUUUCUUUUUAGCUUUUUAUCUGGAAAUCAUCACUGGAAAAUAACAAAACUCAACUCUUUGCUAAGUAUUAAAAGACAAAUCAGGAAAGGAGUUUUCUGUUUAGUGUGGAAUUAAUUUUUUCCUCUUAAUUCAAUCUGAUUUGUUCUGCUUGCUGAAAAGAAUUAUUAUUUUUUUCUUCUUACAUGCAAUUGUUCACGCAGGAAAGUUGUUCCAAAACAAAAAUUUGGGUGUCCGGAAUACAAUAAUGUGAAUAAUCCUACUUUUUGAAAAGACAAUAUGUAAUCACAAGCCUUGAAAAAAUUAAUGCUUCCUUAUGGAUGUCUCCAAAUUGAUAGCUGUACAUAUCAGUCUUGAAAAAAGUGGGGGGGAGGGGGGGUGUUAACUAUUUCAUAGCUUAAAACUGUGCAUGCACCACAGUUCUCAUUUAGUGGGUAAAAAGUGGUUUUGUUUUCAUUGCACUGUUUGGUGAUCCUUGUGAAUGCAAUCAAUUUAAUGGUUCAAAUAUAAGUCAAGUUAAGUUUAUUUAAAAAUGUUUUUUGUUUGGUAGCUAACUUAAUUUAUCUCUACAUUUGGCUGCUGUGUGCUUUAUCUGUGAAUAAAUUUAUUUUCCUGCUGGUUACACAAAUAUUAAAAUUAGUUCUAUCCCCUUCAAAACAUUUUUCAACUGCAAAAUUGUGACAGAAAAUAUUUUUUAAAAAGAUGGCAGAAAGUGUUUAAAACAAUGGAGACACGUCUUUUGAUGGUAGCAAUGUAGGGUUCUAUUGGUUCAUAAAGACACUGUUGAAAGUGUUUUACUUUGCAAUAUUUCUGUUACCCAUUUUAUGGUUGUUAGGACCUGUAGAAUUCCCUGACCCAUUUUAGGGUUGUAGGGACCUGUAGAAUUCUCAGACACAUUUUCAGGCCAUGUUAGCCAAGUGCUCAGUUGCCCCUUUAGGACCAAACUUUGACCCACAUCCCACAACUGGCCUCUGCAGUUUGUGUUUUGAUUCUUGAUUCCAGGUUUGGUUUCCUUUAGCCAUCAUGAUUAAAUCCCUGUGCCUUGUUUCUUAAUAUUAAUAGUAGAGCAAUAGCAGUAGUAGGUUAGAGAGAAAUAAAUUGAUUUAAAAAAAAUUAUCUUAGCAGAAUGAAGAAAGUGAUUGUUUACAAUGUUGUUAGUUCAUCUGGGACAGGCCUCAAUCUAACAAACACUUGUUAUUUAACUAAAUUUGACAAUUUAAACAAAAUUUUAUUUUAUGAAAAGGUGUAAAUCCCUGCAUCAGCUUCCAAAUAGUGACUCAGUUGUCUUCUGGCUGUAGGUUUUUGUAAAUUGUUUAGUCAGUGUACAGUGCAGUUGGUGAGUCCCUAAAGAUGAGCUGAUCUGUUGUAUGUUAUUGACCCAGUGACCUGGCUUUAAGGUGUUAUAGGGUAAAACUAGCAAACCAAAACAAAUGAAAAACUAGCACCCAGUUACAUGUUGUCAUUUUUCAUUGCUCAGACAUUUCAACCCCUUUCAAAUAAUUACUGUUAAUUUUUAUUUACCAUGUCCAUUGUAAUAGCACUGUUGUUUGUGUGUGGAGUUAAGUGCUCUACAAAUUGAAUACAUUCUAAGACAGCAGGGAUUUCAUUGAUGAUGUCCAUGCCUAAAUGACCAUUUUAUGUUGUUUAGACUGUUUGGAGGACAGGAUUUAUAAUGUAGAGAUUGGCUGGACAUGUGAGUGUUUGUCAUUUUGUCAGCUGUUCUGUUUUUUUUGUUGUUUUUUUGUAUGUGUACAUUUUGGCCUAGUUUAAAUUGUGUAAAUAAGUAAGAAAAAUAUGUUAAUAAAAUGAAAAGAUUUGAUACACC